UUCAUCUGAUGGUAUGGGAAGCUGAGACAGUCUAGCGUUUUGCCCACAAAGAAGAAAAUGUGUUUGGAGGAACAGCCAGCAAUGGCUCUCUGUUCUCUGGAAGAACUUGUAUAAGAUAAGAAAUGCUAGCAUCAUGGGUUUUAUUAAUUACUUAAUCUAUUUUCUGGCUGCUGGUGCCGUUAGUCUGGGAAUUGGUUUCUUUGCUUUGGCAUCUGCUUUGUGGUUCCUGAUUUGCAAACGAAGGGAAAUAUUUCAAGGUUCCCAAGUUAAAUUAGCUGAUGAAAAGCUGAAGCAAAGACCAUCCAAACCGAAGAUUAAAUCUCAUUCUCAGUGUGUUUUCAUUUCCCGAAACUUUCAUGCUGGCCAACCUCAACCACAGGCGGAGAAAAGAGAAAGGGAAACAACACAAAUAAAAGCCGUCAACUCUGAAGAUGAAGUCUGCCUUCCAGACCCCGCUGACCGUGAGUUGCCUGAGAUGACCUCAGGAGCAAAUGGCAGCAGUGUGACACUGAGCUUGUCAACGUCAGUCACUAGUUCUUAUUGCAGCCAAAGUGUGGAAGCAGCUGAUGACUGGUUUUCCGACGAUUCUCUAGGAGCCAAGCAUCCCCCAGAGCCUUUACUUGGGGAACCCCUGGCAGAAAAGGUGUUGGCAUACCUGUCAACCAUUUCAUUAGAAGAAUGGCCUGGAAACACAAUGAAUGUGACAUUUUGUAGCAAUCAAAAAGAUGACAGCAUUAAGGAAAUGUUUACACAAACAAAUGCAGAGGUCGGCAUCCGCAGCCUUCAGUAUGAUAUUGAAUGACUUUUUCUCUUUUGGAACCUGGUAUCCAGUGAAAUCAGGGGAAGUUGAAUCUGAAUUGUGAACUUCUGAGCCUCCUACCAUGUCCUUACUAAUCUUGCUUUUCUUGUUCUUUACCAUAAAGUGAUUCUAGCCCUUA
Molecule: messenger RNA, 938 nt
Organism: Peromyscus maniculatus bairdii (prairie deer mouse)
Lineage: Eukaryota; Metazoa; Chordata; Mammalia; Rodentia; Cricetidae
Gene: C2H1orf185
Product: chromosome 2 C1orf185 homolog
Source: RefSeq, a predicted model, not a curated record